AGGAGUAUCUUAAUCCACGGCGGUGUCCGCAAAAGCAAAGACUGCCUCACGACAUCUUUUGUCUACACCUGAAUAGGAGCCUCUCGGUCCAGGUCCCAGGGGGAAACUCAGCACUCGAGUGCCGAUUGACACCUGCUGCCUCGUAGCAAUCUACCCGACUUCCCACGCGCGUUCUCGAACUCGAUUCCUGUCACAACGCCUUCCGCUCGCAGCUCGACUUCAAUCAUCUCCAGCUUGUGAUUCUGAAGUCACCAGAUCAAGAUCUACGGUUAUAAGAGCUACGGUCACAAGGGUCGAUACAACGGCAGCAGUCAAGUCCGCAAGGGAAGAUGGUGGAAAUCUCACUUGUGCCCGGCGGCACUGGCACCAAUUACACUGGCAUGCUGACUAGAAGCAUUGUCUUCUCCGCUGCGCUUUUCGUGUUUCUUGCUGCCUCUGGGAUGACAGUAGCUUCCAUAAUAGUUCCGAACUGGAUAGCAUAUGACGAGACGACGAACGAUCAGUCGAUACAUUAUACCUAUGGGCUGCAUCAAAGAUGUUCCAACACAAAUAUCCCUCCUCCUUCAAUCAACUCCGACUUUACUUCAGCUGCUAUGCAUUGCAUACAAUUCCCUCGUUACAACGACUGUCGUGGGGAUGACAGGUAUUUCUGCAGCAUGUGGAGGUCGGUUGGGUUUCUUAUGUCCUUCGCAGUGGUCUUGGAAGGCAUGACACUUGCAGCCUUCACGAUCCUGCUGGUUGGAGGCAAACAGAAAAGGGAACAAGGCUGGGGAGUGCUCACGAUUCUCGUCGUACUCGCCGCGUUCGCCCAGGCUAUUGGAAUGGCCCUGAUGGCAUAUUUGUACGAAAAUGACGAAAGAUUCUUCUCAGGAUGGUUUUUGGACAAGAGCUGGACCAUGUGCACCGUCUCCUGGAGCUUCCAGGUCUUAUGCGCGAUCGCGAUCACACUAGCCGCCCUUGUCCUCCCGAGCGAAGGUGGCUACGAAUUGAUACCUGACCAUGCUUGAGAUGUGAAGACGUAAGAGACCAAAUGAGUGACGCAGAGGGUUGACUUUUCAACCUGCAUUGAUUCGGCGUUUGGGCAAAAUGAUCUCUUGUUGUUACAGUAUCGGCCAAUGGAGGCAGGCGGCUGUUUUCUGGGAUCACGAAUAUAGUUUGCGCAAUUCUACCGAGUCGUCACCCAUGGCGCUAUACACGGGUAGAGGCUGCGAGCAUAGAUGAUGAAUAAAAUCGAACAAGCAAGAGACUCCAGUAGUUUCGGAAGCA
Molecule: messenger RNA, 1266 nt
Organism: Exophiala viscosa
Lineage: Eukaryota; Fungi; Ascomycota; Eurotiomycetes; Chaetothyriales; Herpotrichiellaceae
Exons: 5
Coding region: 330-1007 (225 amino acids)
Source: RefSeq, a predicted model, not a curated record